AUGUUGAAGUGCGUUGCAACGACCUGUUGCGUCCUACUGAUUUUUAUGACGCUUUAUAAAAUCUGGAAAUUCUUUGGAGCUGAUGAAGCCUUUUCAUUUACCGCAGCCGAUUUUAAACAGCUGAAUUUUCACCAAUUUCGGCCCUAUCCAAUUUCUCGAAUUGAUGACGUUGAGGAAGCUAGAGAUAAUCAAACAAACUCGAUAGCUAUUGUUAUCAUCGUAAAAGCUGGUACGAGCGCUGUUCAAAUGACCAUAAAAUCGAUUCGCUGCUAUGCGGAGGUCCAAGGCUACGCAUAUUUUUACAUAGACUACAGUAAAAAUGUGACCCUACAAUCGAUGUGCCCGCAAGAAGAUUUUCUCUUUACCCGCCACUGCGUGUUGACCGAUUUAAUGAAACGAGUAACCUACGAUUGGUUCCUUUUUCUAGGGGAUGACAUCGGUGUCAUAAACCCCGUCAGACGGCUCGAAGAAUUUAUACCAGCAGAGCACACAGUUAAUUUGGUGUUCUAUAAUCGUUUUUACCGCGACGAAAUCAUGGCCGACUCGUAUUUGAUACGCAACACCCAGCAAUCGCUUGAAUUUUUGACGCGCUGGGCGGACUAUGGCAAUAAUACAAAAGAUGCUGGAUGCCUCGGGACUGAUAAUGGCGCUAUUCAAGCAAGCGGAACUUUUGCAUUUUACAUGCCAUUUCCAUUUUUUUCUAUACCUGGGAUGAUUUUUAUGAAUAUUAGACGAAAUUCACUUAUUCAGGCAGCCAUACUCGAAUUCUUUCUUCCCGCGCUGAACCGAAUGAACUCAUGCUGCCAGACGAUGUGGUGGAUGGGAAGUAAAUAUUCUGAGCUGUUCCUGUAUGAAGCUUGUGCUCAAUAUCUUCUUUCUCAAAUCCCGAAGGAAGUGCUGGCUCAAAAAAGACUCAAGAUUUAUGAGAAAGGGCAAGGCUGGUCCCGCGACGGUAGGAUGACUGGUUCAAAAUGGUGCGAGCGGGACCUGUUCUUGCAGGGCUGGAAGGAAGAGAAACAGAAUAUGGAAUGGAUGUUCCCAUUUACGUCGAACAAAAUUUUCGAUAGAAAGUGUGGUGCUGGCGAGCUUUCAAGGUGGAGCUACGAUCCUCGCCUAAAAGUCGAUUGUCUUGAUCUCGACCUCGAGAUGCACGUCCUCUUCGAAGAGACCCGCGCUAAACAUUAUCAACGGCUGCAAACGUUGCGGCAAAUGGAUGUAUUUCCGGUGAAAUUGUAUGAGAAAUAUGGGUUG
This is a messenger RNA of Mesorhabditis spiculigera, 1251 nucleotides long. The record is from the annotation of a GenBank genome assembly. NCBI's taxonomy places the organism in Eukaryota, Metazoa, Nematoda, Chromadorea, Rhabditida, Rhabditidae.